AGUUGCACCUUCUUUCCUCUUCUCUUCCUUCUAACACCCAUUCAACCAUUCCGUACGACUAGAGAGAGAAAAUUUGGGAUAAAAAAGAAGCAAAGGGAAAGAAAAAAGAAGAAUCUGCGAUCUGCAAUCUGAAAUCUGAAUCAUUGUUUGAGCGAUGAAGAAGUGCGAGCUGUGCAAGGUUCCGGCUAGGACCUUCUGCGAGUCGGACCAGGCGAGCUUAUGCUGGGACUGCGACGCCAAGGUACACGGCGCCAACUUCCUCGUCGCCAGACACACGCGCACGCUCCUCUGCCACGCGUGCCAGUCGCUCACGCCGUGGAAGGCCUCCGGCGCCGCCCUCGGCAACACCGUAUCGCUCUGCCAGCGCUGCGCCGGCGGAACCACCGAGCAAGCCCAAGAGAGCGAGGGCGCCAAUGACGACGAUUUAGACACCGACCAAGACGACGACGACGACCAGACCGAGGAUGAGGACGAGGUCACCGCCGACGAGGACGGAGAUAACCAGGUUGUCCCUUGGUCCUCCGCGCCGCCGCCUCCGCCGCCAGCUCCGAGUUCAUCCAGCAGCGACGAGUCGGUUAGCCGGUGCAACAACAACGACGAGGAUGUUUCUCAAUCAGUUACCACAUUGAAACGACGUCGUCAGAAUAACGAUUUUCAGGAUUCGAAUUCGAGCAGUCGGGGAUACGAAGGGAGCGAAGUGGAGAGGGGAGGUUGGUUGGUUCGGUUGCGGCGGCGAACCGCCGCGGAAGGUGGCGAUGUGGCGGUUGAGCGACGGAGUUGUAGAGCGGCGUUUCCGUACGGUUGCUAUAAUGAUAGAGGGUCGGAAGACGUUUGAUCUGAAGGGACAGGAGGAAUCUGAGCCGCGUGAUCUAGGGGACCGUACCAUUGAAUAUUAUUUAUGGACGCUUUGAUUAACUUGCUCUAACAGCACUCAGUUUUUGAUAAUGACUAUCAAGUGUAUGAAUCGGUUUUUUAUUGUUCGUAUUAUUUUAUGUUUCGAUAUUUUGAGGAUCAAGGUUGUGGGGGUGAUGUAACUUUAUUUUAUUCUAUUUUAUUAUUGUAAAAUAACAUAAUUUUUUUCUUGUUUAUAAGUAGGUGAGGGUGCUUUAUGUUAUGAAUAGAUAGGAGAAACCACAAACAGAUGAAUGUGAUUCCUGAUUCAUGAUAUUGAUAUCUAAUAUCUAAUUCUCAACUAUGGGUUUAUCUCUA
This is a messenger RNA of Cajanus cajan (pigeon pea), 1209 nucleotides long. RefSeq lists its product as uncharacterized. NCBI's taxonomy places the organism in Eukaryota, Viridiplantae, Streptophyta, Magnoliopsida, Fabales, Fabaceae. Gene Ontology annotation, molecular function: zinc ion binding. The record is from RefSeq and is a predicted model, not a curated record.